AUGCAGCGGCCUUACCGACGACGAUAUCUGCGACCGAAUAACAUGCACGAAGCGUUUUAUGGCGACUUCGAGUAUGCGGUAACAAAGAAGAAACCGCCCCGCAUAUGCUUCGGCACAGGCCUCGAACGCGAAGUGUUACCUAUGAAAGGGCCUUCUUUAAGUCCAUUUAUGAGACGAAAUGCUCCUGAAAUUAAACCAAAUUUAGGUCCUGGUACUUAUGACGAUAACCGAGACGCCUUUUAUGAUCUUACACAUCGGAUUUAUAGUAAGUGCUAUUAUGGAACUAAAUCCCCAAGAUGGAAGGUGAAACGCGAGUAUCAACCACCUCCAAAAGAACUUCCGCCAAAAGAAUCAGUGCCUCAAAACUGCGCACCUUUUAAUUCUACUUCGAAGAGGAAACCUUUUUUUAAGAUUAAUGAUUUCCCUGCACCAUGUGACUACUAUCCUGAAUAUAGAAAAAGACAAAUGCGUUUUGUGUAUAGUUUUUCUGGCAAAAAGGUUUUAAGAUGCGCGGUUCAGAUAAAAUGUGUUCCAUACAAUUUAGACGCUUGUGGAUUUUGCGGCUGUUCCUGUUCAGCUCAGGGGGAUUAUUGGCAAUUUGAAAAUAGAAUAUUUUUGUGUAGAAAACAUUACACGAGAUUAUUCAAGCACUGCUUGUCUAAAUUUCAGGGCGCCAAAUUAGCUGAAUUUAAGUCAGUAAGAGACUGCUUCUUCGCACAUUCACACAAUAGCUGUAAAGCUGCUGUAAAAAUUAUGAAAAGUGAAGAAAUCGAGAAAAAGCUGAGAAAAGAGGCCUAUUUAGAUUUAUAUUUUCCGCAACGAAAAUUCUGCAAUAAC
Messenger RNA from Brenthis ino (lesser marbled fritillary), 837 nucleotides. The record is from the annotation of a GenBank genome assembly. NCBI's taxonomy places the organism in Eukaryota, Metazoa, Arthropoda, Insecta, Lepidoptera, Nymphalidae.